UUUCGGUAACGUUACGCUACGCCUCAAACUACAGGAGAAAAACACACACUAGCUGUUGCUAUCUACACUCUGACGAGGCUGGUUCUGUCGGGAUUUAUAUGUAGACAUAUCUGACUCACGCUCUACGAGGAAUAACAAAGCUUUAUUUUUUUAAAAACAUAAUUUUUCCCCACACCGAGGCGAUUUCUUCCUCCGAGGCGAGAAUCCCACAAAAGGCCGUCGCUGGAAAUCAACGACAAGUCGGAGAGGCUAUCGGUGUGUCUGGAGCCAGGACUAGCAGAGACAAACGACACUUUUAGGCCGCUUCAUUGUCGGUUUGUUUCGCGGCUGGUGUAACGUUAACGUCGUAUUACGGUGUUAUAACAAGGACAGCCGAGCGAGGACCGUGAUUUCCCUCUCCGCUUGGCCAUGCGAGGAGCUCGGGUAUUCACUGAAGAAUGUUUCGCCUUCCCCCGGCGUUAGCUGUGCCGCGGCUCCAUGGCCAACAGUAACAACAUGCUCCUGGCCUCUGCCGUGGUGGUGUGGGAAUGGCUGAACGAGCACGGCCGGUGGCGGCCCUACAGCCCCGCCGUCUCCCACCAGAUAGAGGCUGCUAUCCGGAGCAGCGACCCCCGCGGAGGGAGCGUGGUCCUUGGCCAGGUGGACAGCCGGCUCUCGCCGUACAUCAUAGAUCUCCAGUCCAUGCACCAGUUCCGACAGGACACAGGAACCAUCCGUCCGGUGCGGAGGAGUUUUUAUGACCCAGCCUCGGCCCCAGGUCAGGGCUGGCAGUGGGAGUGGGAAAAUGAUGCGGGUACGUGGACGGCCUACGACAUGGAGGUGGCCAUCGCAAUUGAGAGCGCCCACAAUCAGCAGCCCUGCCUCGACCUGACACCACUCGGCUUCUGCUACCUCAUUGAUUUUCAGAACAUGACACAGGUGAACAGACAGAGCCAGAGGUUUCGGAGGAUCCAGAGACGUGCUGACAUGGCCUACCCUCUAGUGUCCGGUCCUCUUCCAAUACCCAAAGGAGGUGGUGUAGGAGGAAGUGGUGGCCUAACAGGGGCGCUGCUGGGUGUUGGGGUGUCGGGGGCCAGCAUGGGGGUUGGAAGCUCUGUCUACCCCAAUGGGGGCUUGCCGGCUACUGGACUGGGCCAGCCUUGUUCGUGCCAGCAGUGCAUGCUGGUCCUUAGUGUGAAGACCAAUACAGGAGGACCAGGGGGAGGAGGUGUAGGGAUACAGACUCUAGGUAGACGCUCACUAACCUUGCAGCGGCCCAAGAACUCAGCACCCAUUGCCUCUAAACCUCUGAGCCCGUCUAAAUCAGCCACUCUGGGACGAGGACAGCAGCAGAAUUCCAACUCCAACUCUAACUACUAUCAGACCCUGCCACACGGCCUCGCCAUCUCCAGAAACAUCGCCUCUCCAAGAAGGAACGCCCAGCUUUUUGCUCAGUCACUGGCCGCUCUCACUGCUGGCACCUCCUCUCUGGGUAUCUCCUCGUCUUCCAACAGACCACCUCCACCAUCCCUCCCGCCUCCUCAGCCUCCAUCAUCCAACCCAAAUCUGAACCCUCCGUCCAUUCCAGCCAAGCACUCCUCAUCAUCAGCCAGCGAUUCAGUGCCAACCGCCACAUUAGUUACCCCUGCCAACAGCGUGACCACGCCGCCUUCUCCUGUGCCAUCUCCAUCGCCGGUGGUGAUGAAGCCACAGCGCACGCUAUCGUCAGCAGCGACAGUGUGCCAUGCCCCGUUGCCACAGAGAUCAAGCUUAGCCGGGCUGAGCAGACCAGCAUUACAGAGGAUUGCAAUGGCCCAGUCCAGAGCACUCAUAGCAUCAGGAGUACCCACCGUCCCAGUGAAGAACCUCAAUGGAUCCAGUCCUGUUCACCCUGCACUGGCAGGGAUCACAGGUAUUCUGAUGAGUGCUGCUGCUCUGCCCGUGUGUCUGACUAGACCUCCAAAACUUGUGCUGCACCCUCCGCCUGUCAGCAAGAGCGACAUCAAACCUGUGCCAGGCUUUGGCCACUGCUGCAGGAAAACCACCAAGAAACAGGCUCGCAAGGGUAAAACUCCAGAGGAGGUGGUAAAGAAGUACCUGCAGAAAGUAAAAAGUCCACCAGAGGAGGACUGUACCAUCUGUAUGGAGCCGUUGGGGGGGCCGUCUGGAUAUAAGGGUCCAGGGGUGGGGCCUGUGUCUCGAGCAGAGUCAGUUGGGCGACUAGCACAGUGUGGACACCAGUACCAUUUCCAGUGUCUGGUGGCCAUGUAUAAUAAUGGCAACAAGGACGGCAGCCUUCAGUGUCCCACCUGUAAAACCAUCUACGGUGUAAAGACAGGCAACCAACCAGCAGGGAAGAUGGAGUACCACGUCAUCCCUCACUCUCUACCAGGGCAUCCUGACUGCAAAACCAUACGCAUCAUCUACAACAUACCACCAGGCAUUCAGGGACCAGAGCAUCCGAACCCAGGGAAGCCCUUCACUGCCAGAGGCUUUCCCCGACACUGCUACCUCCCAGACAGUGAGAGAGGACGCAAGGUACUGAGACUGCUCCUGGUAGCGUGGGACCGCAGGUUGAUCUUCUCAGUUGGGACUUCGAGCACUACUGGAGAGUCUGACACCGUCAUCUGGAACGAGGUCCACCAUAAGACAGAGUUUGGCUCCAACCUGACGGGCCAUGGCUUCCCCGACCCCGGACAUCUCGACAACGUCCUGGAAGAGCUCCGAGCUCAGGGCAUCACAGAGGAUGACGGACUGAUGGAAAAGUGAAAGGACAAGCGAACAGGGCAGCGGAGAAGGAGGAAACAUCCAUGUGAGAGCAGUGAAGAGUGGAAGGGAGAAUGAGGAGUAAAGGAAGAGACGGUGAAAAUAACAGAAGCAGGAGUAGGAAAAGAGGAGGUCCUGGACUGAGACACACUCUCUCUGCCAGCACUUACUGGGGCGCAGGGGGACAUUUUGGGUUAUAGAGGACAUUGAUAUUGAUUUGCGAAGGGAACCACUCUUCAGUCAGUGCUGGUUUCUCCUGUCAAUGCAAGUCUGUCCAAAGUUCAUAGUUUUCAAGCAAGCACAUCAGCAGAAGGGGGAGGGAGUUUGAGGAAGCUGCAGCACAGUCAGAAAAGCAACUCAGAAAGAGGUGGAGGCUGAGAAACCAGCAGAAAGAAUGAUGGCACUCAAGGUUUUAGCUACUACACAGCUAGGUACUAAAUGUCAACAAGUGGGAAUGAAUAGGUACUAAUAUUUAGGACAAGAACAAGUUCACUUUACUGAGAGAGAGAAUAACCAGGACAAGAAGGUAAAAUGUUGGAGCAGUUUCAUGAAAACUGGGAGAGAAAGGACAAAGAGAAAGAAGUUGGAGCGGUGGGGGAGGGGACAGGAGGAGGGAACGCAGGAACAAUGUAGCAGAAAGAGACAAAGAUGGUGUAUGAAUGUAGCGUAGGAUAGGAGUAGAGUAAAAUUAACUUGUACGGUACUUAACAGGUACUUUGGCUAACACUAUAAACACAAGGAAACCAAGAGUGAUGAAGGGAAGGACAGCCGGACUGUGUGCUCGCUUUGUUCAACACACCUGCUCGUUUGUGGUUGAAGUGCUGUUGCUCCCUCUCGUGGUGGUGCUGAUGAACUACACCUCAGCCUGCAAGCUUCUGGAACACAUCAGAACGUUACUAUGAGUUAUCCACCUGUGUUACUUCUUAUCAUUAUCACUAUAAUCCUCAGUUAAUGUCAUUCCAUACUUUACCUCCUACUUUUGACUUGAUGGGUUUUAUAUGACCGAGGCUCUGUACGUUUAUGAUUGUGUGUGAAAUGACAAAAGACCAAACUAAGGCCUGCUCUUCUGGGCCUAUUUGGAGUCUUACUAUUGAGUCACUGUGGUACACGUUAACCUUAGAUACACAGGUACCAGUAUUUACUUAUAAUUUUUAUUUGUGUCCCCUUUGGUGGUUCACAUGGUUUCAGUGGAUGUAAACGCUGUUGUAUCCUGUCAGCAGUGCGGCACCUAGGUGAGGAUUUGAUUAUAGAGCUUAACGAUGAUGAGCAUUUUCCUAGAACUAAGUGCUGAGGAUUUACUUCAAGGCCUAAGUGUUUAGUUCUAGUUGAAUGAGCUUCACUGUUAGAGCUUAAACUCAAGAGAAAUGAAGCAAAAGGCUGGUGCUGGGCUCACAGCCAGAAAGCCGCUCAGACUGGGCAGAGGGUUGGAGGGUGGAGAGGACAAAGAGUGGACCUGAAGCAGAGGUCAUGGCCUGGUCAAAUCCAUGGUAAAAAACAAACUUAAUAUUCAAAUAAAUUCUAGUUGGUCCUUCUGAAAGUUUGUUGAGGAUACAGGGAUUGAUAUCAUCCCCAGUAGACGGGGAAAACACAGUUAAAAAGGCAUCUAUUAAAGGUCCCAUAUUUAUGUAAAUGUAAAUUCACCUCACAUGCGUCAUCAGAGAUAGUUAAUGCAGACUGUUUGCUCAUUUUUACUUAAGAAGUUAAAUUGCAGGUCCCUAAAACCAGGACACACAUUACAACUGGACUUUCUCCUGAUUGGCUGGCAUCACAAAAAAAUAGUCCAUCCAGUUUGCAAUCUGAACCAGAAGGCGGUAGAGCUGCAGUGAUUAAUAGAUUUGUUGAUUGGAAAGAAAUUCAUCGCCAACCAUUUUCACAACUUUGUGACAUUUGAUAGACUGAACGAUUAAUCAGUUAACCGUGAAAAUAAACGGCAGAUUAAUCGAUGAUAAAAAUUAUUGUUCCAGCCCGAGAAGUCAUUUUGGUGAUUUACUUCAUUUAAAUCAGAUGAGCCGCUGUGUCGGCCAGCGAGUUCUCUCUGUGAGGAUGUAACGGCUCCUGUGAGAAGCUGAAUUAAUUCAGUAAAUAUUGCUGUAGCUUUUUAGCAGCUUUUUUAGGACAAAACAUCACAUCAAGCCUUUUUUGUACGUGCGCCAGAGGAGCAAUGUGUUUUGAAAAGGCCAGAUUCUAAAGGAUACAUAAUUUGGGAACUUUAAUCUAUGACUUGUGAUUGAGUUGGAGAUCACUAGCGUCAUUAUUAUCUCAACAACUCCCCUUAUCUCUACCUCUCCUGACUGAUAACACACUGCCCAGUCUCUGAGUUGGGUCUGUAUGUGACCCCUUAUCACAAUGUUACGAGACGUGUCUGUGUGUGUGUGUGUGUGUGUGUGUGUGUGUGUGUGUCUGUGUCUGUGUGUCUGUGUGUCCGUGUGUGUGUAAAAGAAAGAAUCUGUGUACUGUGUAUACUACCAACAUGCUCCCAGUUUAGGGUAUUAUUUGGAUACUCCAGGGGAAUCCCAUCAUCCUUUAACUCUAGUGAUGACAGAUGGUGGAAGGCACUCCCUUUCUUCUUUACAUUAUUUUAAUAUGAAGUUUAGUUACUCCUUUGCUUUUUAAUAGCAUUUCUUUUGACACUAUCAUAGAGUGAACUGCCUUUUUAUUUUGUAUGUUUAUGUUGUAUUAAUUAUGCUCCUUUUCAUUGUUACUGUUGGUUUACAAAGACAGUAUUGUUGAAUACUCUGUCUUUUUGUUUUCAUUGUAUACAGACGUUAAGCUGAUUUGCAACAUCUUUUCUUUGGAAAAGAGAUUUGAUGGUAGACUUUUAUUUGAGUGUAAAAUGUAAUGAAUUUUAAUGGCAAAACCCUUGUACACUUGCUCUUCUGUGAGGUCAAGAGUUAUUUUAUUUUCUACAUAUCAUCUGUCCUGCCUCUGUUCUGCACUGAGCCUUUAUCUGCCUACCAGACUCCUCGAUGACCCUGGAAGGUUUUGUAGCAGAUUUGUGGAUGGAGAUUUUGGUCUUAUGUCCAGCCCUCUUUUAGCAGCAGAAUGGUACGAGUGCAGGUGGCAUGAUGAAAAUGAUUAUUUUAAACAUUGUAAAAUGUAAUAAAAUCACAUUUCCUCUGGUGUUGUUGCAGAUUUCUUGCUCUGUUGGCCCAAACACUGCACAAUGACUUGGGAAAACCUUGAUUUUGUAUGAUCAGUAAGUCACUUGAUUGUUAAUUUUACCUUGUCUUUCUCCUUAUUUUUUUUAAAAUUCCAAACAGUGAAUAAGAAAUUGAAAUAAAUAUUUCUUAACAUACUGAACUGGAUGAGCGGAGUCUGAUUUGUACCUGAUCUGGUUAUUCCAGGGUUAAAAAGUGUUGUGUUAAACCUUGAACCUCAAGUGUUUUGGGAAAAGCAUAAUUGUUGAUAUGGAGGUUUUGAUGUGUGUUGUGCAGUGUCUGAAGCCAUGUGAGCAAUGUAGCAAACAGCUAUGGCUAGUAACUCACCAUUUUAGUUUUGUCCCUGCUUUAAAUGUGGAUUUCUUUCCCAUCACCGGGUCUCAUCCCCACUGAAGGCACAGCUCCUCCACAUGUCAGUGGAUGAGGGCCUUCUGUGACUUUGUCUCAUUGUUUAUGAGGGGUGGGGUGGGAAAAAGGUGACACAGGUGCUGGUAUGGAGAGAUAUCAUAAACAGCAAAGUGUAUAUAUUGCAAAAUAAUUGCUGAAGUAUGGAUGAUUAAUACAAGAACAAAAAAUAAAGAAUGAAUGAAA
Epinephelus moara (kelp grouper) is the source of this 6494-nucleotide messenger RNA. RefSeq names its product E3 ubiquitin-protein ligase DTX4-like. Gene Ontology annotation, biological process: protein ubiquitination; Notch signaling pathway. The transcript is spliced from 12 exons. Gene Ontology annotation, molecular function: zinc ion binding; ubiquitin protein ligase activity. Lineage: Eukaryota; Metazoa; Chordata; Actinopteri; Perciformes; Serranidae. The coding region runs from base 478 to 2748 and encodes 756 amino acids. The record is from RefSeq and is a predicted model, not a curated record. Gene Ontology annotation, cellular component: nucleoplasm.